UUUUUUAUUCUCUGCUAUUUCAAUUCAUUACGUCUCCAAAAAGCGACGCUUCGCUUCUUUUCGCAGCUCGCGCUUUCUCUAUUCAUAUCAGCGAUUAUCCAGUGUUGAGAAGUGAAUAACGAUUCUGGGUGCAUUUGGCUGAACUGGAGUUCGUUGAUCUGUUUAAAGGUUGCCUGAUGGAGUGAAGCUUGGAGAUUUGAGAUAUAGAAGAAAUACUACCAGGGUUUGGUACGCUAUCUGUCUUUUGCCCAGCGUUCACAGCUAUUUGAAAAUAUUUAAAUAACGGUUAGGUUCGGCUCUGGAGAGCUACGUAGACUUGAGUCGUCAAGGGGGAAUGCCUCCCAUGACACCUUCCCGGGUGGCAGGUGGGUUAACCCAAUCACCAUCAAAUUCUGGAAUUUUCUUUCAAGGAGAUGGGCAGUCGACGAUUGUUGUUAAUUCUCACUUGAGCUCAUCUUUUGUUAAUUCGUCUAGCUUAGUUCCGGGAGCUGGUCGCUCAAACCUGGGUCCAGUCUCUGGGGAUAUGAAUAAUGCAGCUUUGAACAGUGUGGCAAACUCAGCACCAAGUGUCGGAGCCAGUUCUUUAGUCACAGAUGCAAAUUCUGCUCUCUCUGGUGGUCCCCAUUUGCAGAGAAGUGCCAGUGUUAACACAGAUUCAUACUUACGAUUGCCUGCAUCACCUAUGUCAUUUACUUCAAAUAAUAUCUCUGGGUCAUCAGUGAUUGAUGGUUCCUCUGUAGUACAACAGAGCUCUCAUCAAGAACAAAAUGCUCAACAAUUGCAGCCUAAUCAGCAGCAGCCGCAUGGUGCUUCAAGUGCUACAUCUUUGCCUGCAUCUCAAACUGGUCUUUCUCCCCUUCAAAUGAGUGCACAAGUCCCAGGAUCUUUCAUUCAAGAUCCAAAUAAUAUGUCUCAUUUGUCAAAGAAACCUAGACUGGAUAUCAAACAGGAAGAUAUAAUGCAGCAACAGGUUCUUCAGCAGAUUCUUCAGAGACAAGAUUCCAUGCAAUUACAGGGUCGUAAUCCACAGUUACAGGCUUUGCUUCAACAGCAGCAGAGACUGAGACAACAGCAAAUGUUUCAGUCGAUGCCACAAUUACAACGAGCGCAGUUGCAACAGCAGCAGCAACAACAACAGCAACAAAUGCAAUUGAGGCAGCAAUUUCAGCAACAAAUGAUGCAGCCCUCUUCUGCUGUCAAGCGUGCAUAUGACAGUAGUGUUAGUGGGGUUUGUGCACGUCGAUUGAUGCAGUAUCUCUAUCAUCAAAGGCAACGGCCAAAUGAUAAUAGUAUUGCCUAUUGGAGAAAAUUUGUUGCGGAAUAUUACUCUCCUCGUGCAAAGAAACGGUGGUGCUUGUCAUUAUAUAGCAACGUUGGGCAUCAUGCACUUGGUGUUUUCCCCCAAGCAGCUAUGGAUGCAUGGCAUUGUGACUUGUGUGGUUCUAAAUCUGGAAAGGGAUUUGAGGCAACUUAUGAAGUAUUACCUAGACUUAAUGAAAUCAAAUUUGGCAGUGGAGUGAUUGAUGAACUUUUGUUUCUGGACUCAUCACGUGAACAAAGAUUUCCGUCUGGUGCAAUGAUGAUAGAAUUUGCAAAAGCAGUUCAAGAGAGUGUAUAUGAGCAGCUUCGUGUUGUUCGUGAAGGUCAACUUCGAAUCAUAUUCACUCAAGACUUGAAGAUACUGUCUUGGGAGUUCUGUGCAAGGCGCCAUGAAGAACUUCUUCCUCGAAGGUUGGUUGCACCUCAGGUCAACCAAUUAGUUCAGUUGGCUCAAAAAUGCCAGAGUACAAUUGCUGAAAGUGGGGCAGAUGGGGUUUCUCAGCAAGACUUACAAACUAACAGCAACAUGGUAUUGACAACUGGACGUCAGCUUGCAAAGAUUUUAGAGUUGCAAUCGCUAAAUGACCUGGGCUUUUCUAAAAGAUAUGUGAGAUGUUUGCAGAUUUCGGAGGUCGUCAAUAGCAUGAAAGACCUAAUAGAUAUCUGUGCAGAUCACAAAAUUGGGGCAAUUGAGAGCUUGAAAAACUAUCCUCGGCUUGCAACAACCUCAAAGAUCCAGAUGCAAAAGAUGCAAGAAAUGGAACAGAUAGCAAGUGUUCAAGGUCUGCCAACUGAUCGAAACACACUUAAUAAGCUAAUGGCACUGAAUCCUGGAUCGAACAAUCAUAUGAACAACACUCAUAAUAUGGUUAAUCGUGGUGGUUUGAGUGGGUCAGCCCAAGCUGCUUUAGCACUGAACAGCUACCAGAAUCUUCUCAUGAGGCAAAAUUCUAUGAAUUCCAGCCCUGGCUCACUUCAGCGAGAAGGGCCCUCUUUCAAUAAUUCAAGCCCGAGUCCCUCUUCUGCUCUUCAAGGAUCUGGUCCCGCUCUAAAUCCAGGCUCAAUGCAGAAUUCUCCUGGUAGUGGUUUUCCAAGUCCCCAUCUAACCCCACAGCAGCAGCAGCAACAACAACUCCUUCAACAGCGCACAUUAAGUGCAAAUAGUUUACUGCAACAAAAUACUUCGCAGGGGUCCCAAGGAAAUCAAGCUCUACAGCAGCAGCAGGUGAUCCAGCACCUGCUGCAGGAGAUGUCAAAUAACAAUGGGGGAAUGCAACCACAAUCUCUUGGUGGACCCAAUGCAAAUGGGAAUAUGGCGAAGAAUGCAUUGGGUUUUGGGGGCCAUACUCCAACUGUAAGCGGAGGGGGUUCUGCCAACGUUUUAGGAAACAAUGGACCCAUUUCAAGGAAUAAUAGCUUCAAAACUACUUCAAAUGGAGAUUCUUCUGCAGCCGGUGGCAACAAUGGAUUCAACCCGAGAACAUCCGAGAUGCCACAAAAUCUGCAUUUGCAAGAUAUGAUACCGGAGAUUGGCCAUGAGUUUGCAGAUAAUACCUACUUUCACAGUGAUCUUGAUGAUAACAUGGGCUUCGGCUGGAAGGCAUGACUAACACAACUUGGUUAUGUUAUUGGCUUAUCAUGUUGAUGUGUUUAUUAUCAUUGUACAGGAUACUUUAAAUAGUUGCUGCUUUUUUCUUUGGUUUUCACUUUAGUUUUCUUGAUGGAAUUUGUUUGGACUCGAACUCGAGUAGGUUUUUUAGAGAUUUUAUUUGAGCGUUUUUGUCCUGCAAGUGUAAUCUAUUGGACAAUUUAAACAAAAGUUAGAUUUUUAUACGGCACUUAAAUUUCGUGUCAAUUAAGUUUGAUCAAUACCAUUGACAAUGAAA
Cajanus cajan (pigeon pea) is the source of this 3206-nucleotide messenger RNA. Its product is annotated as putative transcriptional regulator SLK2. NCBI's taxonomy places the organism in Eukaryota, Viridiplantae, Streptophyta, Magnoliopsida, Fabales, Fabaceae. The record is from RefSeq and is a predicted model, not a curated record.